This is a messenger RNA of Rotaria sordida, 1458 nucleotides long. The record is from the annotation of a GenBank genome assembly. Lineage: Eukaryota; Metazoa; Rotifera; Eurotatoria; Philodinida; Philodinidae.
AUGAUUAAAAGUCGUAGCAUACCGAUUUCUAAUAUUCUACGCAAAUUUACUCAACGAUAUGCAUCAUCACAAGCUUUAGCCACUGAUUUAAAAAAUAUUGUGGGAAAUGAUAAUGUCGCAACUACUGCAAGUGUUCGAGAACAACAUAGUCAUGAUGAAUCAUAUCAUGCAGGUCAUGUACCUGAUGUUGUUGUUUUUGCACAAAGUACAGAUCAUGUUUCAAAAAUUGUUAAAUAUUGUGCAUCUAAACGUGUUCCUGUUAUACCAUUUGGUACUGGUACUGGAUUAGAAGGUGGUGUUACUGCUCCGAAAGGUGGUGUAUGUCUUGAUUUGAGUCGUAUGGAUAAAGUAUUGUCAGUAAAUGCUGAAGAUUUUGAUUGUACAGUUCAAGCUGGUGUCACUCGAAAUGCAUUGAAUACAUAUAUUCGUGAUACUGGUCUUCAAUUUCCAAUAGAUCCUGGUGCAAAUGCAUCUCUUGGUGGUAUGUGUGCAACAAGUGCAUCAGGAACAAUGGCUGUUCGAUAUGGUACAAUGCGUGAAAAUGUUAUGAAUUUAGAAGUUGUUUUAGCCGAUGGUAGUAUUAUCAAAACAGCAGGACUCAAAGGACGAAGUCGAAAAACAUCAUCAGGUUAUAAUUUAACUAAUUUAUUUGUUGGUCAAGAAGGUACAUUGGGUAUUAUUACUGAAGCAACACUUAAAUUACAUGCAAUACCUGAAGCAGUUCUUGCUGCUGUUGCUCCAUUCAAAGAUUUACGAGCUGCCGUAAAUGCCACAGUUGCUAUUAUGCAAAGUGGUUUACCUGUUGCACGAAUAGAAUUUCUUGAUGAGAACAUGGUUGAUGCUUGUAAUCGUUUUUCAAAACUGAAUCUUGAUGUAGCACCAACAUUAUUUCUUGAAUUUCAUGGUAGUAAUAGUAAUAUUGAAGCUCAAGGACGAAUAGCAGAAGAAACAUGUAAAUCAUUUGAAUGUCUUAAAUUUACUUUUGCAACUGAGACGGAUAGACGAAAUGAAUUAUGGAAAGCAAGACACAAUGUAUGGUACGCUGCACAUGCUCUCAGACCAGGUUCAAAAGGUUAUAGUACGGAUGUUUGUGUUCCGAUUAGUGCUUUGCCUGAUAUGAUUCAGUUUGCAGACAACGAAGUAAAACGAUUACAAUUAUUAGGAUUGACUAUAGGUCAUGUUGGUGAUGGAAAUUUUCAUGUAAUUUUAAUUGUCGAUCCAAAUGAUUUCGAAGAAAUUAAACGCGUUCAUGACUUUGCUACUAUUUUAGCCAAAGAAGCAUUACGUAUGAAUGGUACUAUCACUGGUGAGCAUGGUAUUGGUGUAGGAAAAAAACAAUUACUUAUCGAUGAAUUUGGAUUACAUGGAAUUAAUACUAUGAAAAUCAUCAAAAAAGCACUUGAUCCAUUAAAUAUUCUUAACCCUGGCAAGAUUAUAGAUAUAGAAAAAGGUUUCUAA